Molecule: messenger RNA, 2637 nt
Organism: Dovyalis caffra
Lineage: Eukaryota; Viridiplantae; Streptophyta; Magnoliopsida; Malpighiales; Salicaceae
Source: the annotation of a GenBank genome assembly
AUGGGGAUGCAGCUGGAGGUUCUUUUGCUGGUGAUCAUGUGUCUGACUGUUUGUGCUUUGUCAGUUCUUGGAUCUCCAGUACCAGUUGCACCAUCACCGAGGAGAUUGCCUCAAAUGCCCCCUACUGUUUACCCAAUCAGCGCAAGCCAACGGCCAUCCAUGCAACCAGCUCCUGCCUUCUCUUCAAAGCAAGCUCCUUCCAACCUCAGUGGGAGAAGACAUAGAAAUCAAGGAGUCACACCUACUUACAAAGCGUCCCACAUUUCAUCAUCUUUGGAUCAAUCUCCAACCAAAGCCCCUCAUCCACAUCAUGCCAUUAGGCCUUCAAGUAUUGCACUCGCACCUUCUCUCUCAUCUUUUGGAACUCCUGCAAACAAAUGGGUUCAUCAACCUGCAUAUUCUCCUUCAAUCUCAAAUCACAGACACCAUGGUCGUGGAAGGAACCAUGUCAAAAUUCCUGAACCAUCCUACUUGAUUCCUCCCUCUGCAUAUAACCAUCUUGGCCCCUCUGCCUCUCCAUCUCCAUCAAUGAGCUGGGGUUCUCCUGUACCUGCCUUGUCACCAGCAAGCAAUUUUAACAUGCGCACUCAUCCACCUACAAUGUCUCCUCUAGAUUCAUCCUCGAAGAAGAUGAAGGCUCCACCACCAUUACAGAUUCUGAAUCUGCCACCUCCACCUCCUAAUGAAGAUUGUACGUCUCUAACGUGCACUGAUCCAUUAACAUAUACGCCUGCUGGAUCACCUUGCGGAUGUGUGUGGCCAAUUCAAGUUCAACUCCGUUUUAGUGUCGCAAUAUUCACAUUCUUCACUUUGGUUACUGAGCUAGCCGAGGAAAUUUCAGCAAGUGUUGAACUAAACCACAGCCAAGUCCGCAUCAUGGGAGCAAAUGCAGCUAGUCAGGAGCUAGAGAAAAGCACUGUUCUCAUCAACCUUGUUCCACGAGGUGUAAAAUUUAAUGAUUCUUCUGCAUUUGCAAUCUACAAGAAAUUUUGGAACAGACAGGUUCUCAUAAAGCCUUCCCUCUUUGGUGCCUACGAAGUAUUAUACGUCCACUAUCCAGGUCUUCCACCCUCUCCACCUUCUCCUGUGAGCAUUUCUACUGGAGAUGAUGGACCACAUACUGGCCAUGAUAACAAUAGAACGACAAAUAAGCCUUUCGCAGUUUAUGUGCACAGGAGAAAAAAACAUGGGCUUGGUGGAAGCAUGAUAGCUGUAAUAGUUCUCUCUUCUUUCACUGUCUUGGUUAUAUGUAUGGCAAUUGCUUGGCUUUUGCAGUUGAAAUGUGGAACUCAGGUUCAUGAAUCUCAACAAGUUCCACAAGAAUUAGUGUCCUCACCAGUAAAAGCAUCAGGGACUACUGGGCCUGUUAUUUUUGGAAGUAUGCCCAGUUCUGAAUCUGUCUCCCUUAGCUCUGGGGCAAUGACAUAUACGGGAUCUGCAAAGACAUACACUUUGAAUGACAUAGAGAGAGCCACCAAUAGCUUUGAUGCUUCAAGAAUCCUUGGAGAAGGUGGGUUUGGGCUUGUCUAUAGUGGCUUGUUAGAUGAUGGAAGGGAAGUGGCUGUGAAGAUCUUAAAGAGAGAUGACCAGCAUGGUGGCCGUGAGUUCUUGGCAGAAGUUGAGAUGCUCAGCCGUCUGCAUCACAGGAACCUAGUUAAAUUGAUUGGUAUUUGCACAGAGGGCCAUACCCGUUGCCUAGUGUAUGAACUUAUUCCAAAUGGAAGUGUUGAAUCGCAUUUACAUGGAGUUGACAAGGAAACAGGUCCACUUGACUGGGAUUACCGGAUGAAGAUUGCCCUCGGUGCAGCUCGCGGCCUAGCAUAUUUGCACGAAGACUCAAGCCCUCGUGUUAUACAUCGAGACUUCAAAUCUAGCAACAUACUGCUGGAACAUGAUUUUACACCUAAAGUUUCAGAUUUUGGUUUGGCUAGGGCAGCAGUGGAUGAGGGAAAUAAACAUAUAUCAACGCAUGUUAUGGGAACUUUUGGUUAUUUGGCACCAGAAUAUGCAAUGACGGGUCAUCUUCUUGUGAAGAGUGAUGUUUACAGCUAUGGUGUAGUCCUCCUUGAGCUCUUAACUGGAAGAAAACCCGUAGAUUUGUCUCAACCACCAGGUCAAGAAAAUCUUGUUGCUUACGCUCGUCCGCUUCUCACAUGCAAGGAGGGUUUAGAAGUGAUAAUAGACCCAGCUAUGAAGUCCUCUGUCUCAUUUGAUACCAUUGCCAAAGUAGCAGCAAUUGCAUCAAUGUGUGUGCAGCCAGAAGUUUCUCACCGUCCUUUUAUGGGUGAAGUAGUUCAGGCCUUGAAGCUUGUUUGCAAUGAGUUUGAUGAAGCAAAAGUGCAGAGGUCAAGAAGUUGCAGCCACGAGGAUCUUAUGAUUGAUUUAGAUAGAAAGGAUGAAAAAGUUGCAGGUGAGAUCAUAGAAAGUUCACAUCCCCAUCACCCUGUACCAUUAUCGACAUCUGAUUUGUUGACGACAUCUACGGGACUUGAGGGUCAAGAAUUUGGGUCCUUUAGGAGACCUUCUAGUUCAGGGCCUUUGAGAACAGGAAGAAGAAGGCAGUUCUGGCAGAGAUUAAAAAGUUUGUCCACAGGUAGUAUGAGUGAGCAUGGAGUUUCUCUUAAAUUAUGGCCGUGA